Messenger RNA from Apis dorsata (giant honeybee), 2839 nucleotides. It is a transcript of the gene Afti, whose product is annotated as aftiphilin. The coding region runs from base 242 to 2662 and encodes 806 amino acids. Gene Ontology annotation, cellular component: AP-1 adaptor complex; trans-Golgi network membrane. The record is from RefSeq and is a predicted model, not a curated record. Gene Ontology annotation, molecular function: clathrin binding. The transcript has 8 exons. NCBI's taxonomy places the organism in Eukaryota, Metazoa, Arthropoda, Insecta, Hymenoptera, Apidae. Gene Ontology annotation, biological process: intracellular transport.
GGCGCGAUGACAAGCACAAACAGGUGCGCAGAUGCAACUCGUACAGAACAGGUGAUACGACUGAUGUCUCGUGAUUCGUAUGAGAGAACCUUACGGUUCUAAUGAGUUACGAUUGAUAUAGAUAAAGAUUGCAUACAUAUAAAGAUUGAUUUUAAUAAAAUUGAAAUGAUGACGAACUACAGAUAAAGUCAUUUCUUAAGGUGCUUCACGUACCUGAUAUUUUUUUCGAUUCCAAUGAAGAAUGGCAUUUCCUCCGCUAGUUAGUUCUACACCUCCUCCUUUAGAUACUUUUGGAGAUUCUGAAGAAGAUGAAUUUGGUGAUUUUACAACUGGAGGCAUAGAUGGGUUAUCUGUAUCAUCAGAUUCACCACAUAAACUUAUUACACCAAUUCAAACACCUUUAACAUCACAAAAUACUUCACCAAAAGUAAAUGGUAUUUCAGAAAAUCCUAAAAAUUCACAAACAAUUAUUCCAAUUGUUCCAAAACAAAUAAUUACAGAAGAUCUUCUAAUACUUGAAAAAAUUAAUGAUACUGUAAAUAAAAUCAAACUCAAAACAGAAAUUGAAAAUUUUGAUGAAAUAAUAGAAGAUAAUAGUAAAAAAAACUUGGAAAAUGUAAACAAUAAUAAUAAGGAAGUUAUUAUAGAAAGAAAGGUUUCUAAUGGAAUUAAUUUAUCUAAGGAAAGCAAUAAUUUUAGAGAAAGCGAACAAGAAACCUCUGUCAAUAAUUUAGAAAAUAUAGAACCUUUAUCUUUAGAUUUAGAAGAUCCGAGUAUUGCUCCUGAUAUAAUACAAUCAAUAAAUGAUGAUUUUUUUAAUUAUGAACAGUUUGUGGCUUCAAAAAAUUGGAUCUCUAAGAGUGAUACAUCUAUUUCAAAAACUGAUUACUUUAAAUUCCAAGAUACUUUGAGUAAUGUAAAUAAUUUAAAUAAAGAUUUUAAUAUAGAAAUUAAAAAAGAUUCAAAUUUGAAUUUGGAAAAUAUUAUUGAAAAGUCAAUAUUGGAAGAUAAGUGUGUACAAAAUAUAGAUAUAUCCAACAAAACAGAUGAUUUUACAUUUGAAGUUAAUAAUUCAAAAUUUGAUGAUUCAAAGAAUGAGUUUUCUCAGAGUAAUCAAAUAGAAAAUGAAAUUGCUAAAGAUCUUCACUUUUCUCAAAAUAAAGAUAUUAAAAUUGGAAAUGAUUUUUUAUCUUCUACAUCACUGCCAGAUAUUUCUAAGUGUUCUAAUGAAGAAUUUGGUAACUUCAAGUAUGAUUCUAUAUUGGAAUCCUCUAUUACUAUGAGUCAGGAAUUUUCAGAAAAUACUGUAGAAAUUAAUGAAAAAAAAGAAGAAACGCUUCAAGAUGAUGAUUUUGGUGAUUUUACCAAUUUUUCUGAAUAUACACAAUUUAAAGAACUUGGUCAAACAAAUGUAUCUGAUAUAAAAAAUGAUGAUGAUGAUUUUGGAGAUUUUAAUGAUUUUGAAACAGCAUUUGAACAGUCUAUAAUAGAGCAAUCACAAAUCAAUAUAAGAGACUCAAUUUGUCGAAUAGAAAAUAAAAGUGCUGCUAACAAAAUAGAAGACAUAAUAACUACAAUGUUCUCUGUGGAAUUGGAACAAUGUGAAAUUGAAAUACAGUCAUUGAUAAAUAAGACAGAUAAAGUUUGGGAAAGUAUAAAAAAUGUUGAAGAAACAAAUGCUUUGACAUAUCAAUGGGCAAACAGUUCCAGUAAUAAUAUACUUUUAAAUUCUCUUGGCAUUGAUUCUCGCAAUAUUUUAUUUGGACCAAGAUGGAAUCCCAAUGUUCCAAGAUUUGCUGCAAAUCUUGGUUUUACUCCACUAGAACCAAUUAAAGCUAUAAUUGAUCCUCAACCAGUUGCUUUGUCAAAUACCAAUAAAAUUCCAGUUUCAAAUAAUUCAGAAGAAGUACCUGCAGCUCAAUUCGAUUGGAAUAGUUCUGGGCUUGUUAAUCCUUUAGAAGCUAGUGGUGGGUUAUCUGCUCUUCUACCUCUGGACUUUUUAUGUCCUUUUGAUCCUCUAUUAACAUCCCAUAACUCCACCAAUUCUGAAUCCUAUCGUCGACCGAGUAGUGCAAGGAAUCCUAUUAAUCAUCAUAUCCCAGAAAUAAAUCGGGAACGGUGCAAUUCAACAUCAAAAGUGGAAAUGAUAGAUUCUUUGGAAAGUGAUAUUGCAAAAUUACAAAAAUGUCCACAAUCUUCAAAAAUGAUCGAGCCUUUGCCAACCCCUCGUGCAUCAGAAUGGAAGAAAAAAACUGAAUUUGAUAUAGGACAUAAACAAAAAAGUAUUCAAAGAAAUAUUCCAUUGGAGAAACAAUCAAUGGAAAAGCAAUUUCUAUCAACAAUCGAGAAACAGUAUGCGUCUGAAAAACAAUUUGUACCAAUUGAAAAACAGUUUCUAUCAAAUGAUAAGCAAUAUUUAUCUUCUGAUAAAUCAAUUUUGGGAGACAUUUAUCGCGGAAAGUUCGCGAAUAAGAGAUCUGGAUCUGAACACGUGGUUAUGGAUAGAUUUGGUCGAGUAAUGCCGAUUCAGUCAGAAACAGCAAGAGUAUUAAAUCAUUUACCAGAUCUUUCAUUUCUCAGCGCUAGAACUUUAAUGCUUGAUCGGGAAAAUAAGCAGAUUGCUUGUGAAAUGAGUAUUAUAAAUCGUAAAAUGCCUGGCUGAGUAACGUCGGUCUGAGCGCGAGUUUGAAAGGUCAGAACAUUCAAUAGAUCUCUUUUUGUCCUGUGGACAAAAUUAUAAAGAUGUAGAAAUGAAGGAAAAAAAAACGUUCCGUUAACCUUUCAAACCCACGCUUGGGCCGAUCUUUAAUCCUAAUCUAUUUCCUCAUGAAGAAAGAAA